Messenger RNA from Scleropages formosus (Asian bonytongue), 1392 nucleotides. It is a transcript of the gene hsd3b1, whose product is annotated as hydroxy-delta-5-steroid dehydrogenase, 3 beta- and steroid delta-isomerase 1. The record is from RefSeq and is a predicted model, not a curated record. NCBI's taxonomy places the organism in Eukaryota, Metazoa, Chordata, Actinopteri, Osteoglossiformes, Osteoglossidae. The transcript has 3 exons. Gene Ontology annotation, molecular function: oxidoreductase activity, acting on the CH-OH group of donors, NAD or NADP as acceptor. The coding region runs from base 129 to 1247 and encodes 372 amino acids. Gene Ontology annotation, biological process: steroid biosynthetic process.
GGGUGCUGGGAUAUAUAAACCUUCGCUUUUCCCUCCCUUUUGAGCAUCGUUAUCCUGCGCAAGGGCAGUGCGGGAGAAUCUGCGUCGUUUUCUCCUCAAAAAGCGUUUCUCUGUGUGACACUGCAAACAUGUCUUUGUCGGGAGACGUCUGUCUUGUUACAGGUGCCUCUGGCUUCCUGGGAGAAAGAAUUGUCAAGCUACUCGUUGAAGAGGGAGCGAUGGAGAUCCGUCUGUUGGACAGGAACAUCAAGCCCCAACUGCUCCAGUCACUAGAUGAAUCCAGAAAUCAGACGAAGAUUAAUGUGUUUGAGGGGGACAUCAGGGACAGCGAGCUGCUGACAAAAGCUUGCCAAGGAGCUUCCACAGUCAUCCACACAGCAUCCAUCAUUGACGUUACUGGAGCAGUGGACUACAGUGAACUCCAUGGGAUCAAUGUCAAAGGAACCCAACUCUUGCUGCAGAUCUGUCUCCAGGAGAAUGUGACCUCCUUCAUCUAUACCAGCAGUAUUGAGGUAGCAGGCCCCAACCCUCAAGGAGACCCCAUUGUUGAUGGUGAUGAGGAAACUCCUUACUUCUCCUGCCUGAAGUUCCUUUAUAGCAAAACCAAACAUGAAGCUGAGCAGCUAAGCCUCAGGGCCAACGGCCAGCCCUUAUGCAACGGAGGUCAUCUGACCACCUGUGCCUUACGACCAACGUACAUCUACGGGGAGGGCUGCCGUUUCCUGAAGGGUCACAUGGUUAACGGGAUCCGCAACGGGAAUACUCUGCUACGCACCUCUCGACCAGAUGCAAAGGUGAAUCCAGUGUAUGUAGGGAAUGUUGCCUUUGCUCAUGUUCUGGCUGCCCGGGCAAUGAGGGAUCCAAAGAAAAGGGAAACCAUUGGGGGCAACUUCUACUUCAUCUCUGAUGACACUCCCCCUGUUAGCUACUCAGACUUCAACCAUGCAGUGCUGUCUACAUUGGGCUUCAGGAUCCAAGAAAAGCUAAUUCUGCCCUUUCCAGUCCUCCGUCUUUUGUGCUUUCUUCUGGAGAUACUACAGAGGUGUCUCCAGCCAUUCAUGAAGUUCACUCCACCCCUGAACAGCCAACUUCUCAUCAUGCUAAAUACACCCUUCACUUUCUCAUAUCAUAAGGCCCAAAGGGACAUAGGUUAUAGUCCAUGCUAUGACUGGGAGGAGUCCCGUAAACGUACCACAGAUUGGUUGGCCUCCAUCCUACCAGCUGAGAGAGAGCAAAUCAGGGCUUGAUGAAUGACCUGGGAACCUCACAGAAAAUGUGUACGAAUUGGAAUUUUGCAUGUUUACUCAGUUGUGCUUUGUACUUGACAGCAGUGAAUUAAAGCUAAGUUUAUUUAAAAAGGGCGGAAAAUAAAUGAAUCAUGUUCACAGCCUA